GAGACCUGAGAGGCACCAGACCCAACCGCCACACCACACACCUCCCAGCUCUGCAGACGAGAUGCAGCAACUGUGUGUGUAUGUGCUGAUCUUUGCCCUGGCUCUGGCUGCCUUCUCUGAAGCUUCUUGGAAGCCCCGCUCCCAGCAGCCAGAUGCACCCUUAGGUACAGGGGCCAACAGGAACCUGGAGCUACCCUGGCUGGACCAGCAAGGCCCAGCCUCUCACCACCGAAGGCAGCUGGGACCCCAGGGUCCCCCACAAUUCGUGGCAGACCCAUCCAAGAAGCAGGGACCAUGGAUGGAGGAAGAAGAAGCAGCCUAUGGAUGGAUGGACUUUGGCCGCCGCAGUGCCGAGGAUGAGAACCAACAACCCUAGAACCAAGCUUCAGAGCCCAGCCACCUCCCACUCCACCCCAGCCCUAUCCCCUGAAAAACUAAUCAAAAAUAAACUAGUUUCCAGUGGA
This is a messenger RNA of Cercocebus atys (sooty mangabey), 464 nucleotides long. RefSeq names its product gastrin (gene GAST). The record is from RefSeq and is a predicted model, not a curated record. The transcript has 3 exons. Gene Ontology annotation, cellular component: extracellular region. Gene Ontology annotation, molecular function: hormone activity. The coding region runs from base 62 to 376 and encodes 104 amino acids. NCBI's taxonomy places the organism in Eukaryota, Metazoa, Chordata, Mammalia, Primates, Cercopithecidae.